UUUACCGUAGGUGGAAAGCGCGCAUGUCCUACAAUUUUCGGCCAUAUUGUUAUGACGCAUACAAGAUCAUAGGUCUCCGCCAGUGACGAGUCUUCUCGCAGUUGACGUGGCUACUACGUACCAUCCCGUUCGCCCACUCCGGACGCAGCAUAGACGGUGACGAGGAAUACGUAACUGGUGGCCUUAGUUGGCAUGGAGGGAAUGGUGGAGGAGAACGGAACUUCUGGCGGCGCUGGUGGAGCAGACCAGCUGGCGAGCGGAGCGGGCGCGGCGGCCGCGGGACCAGCGCCGCACGUCGUUGCCGUUACCACAAUGCAGGCGCCCGCACAGGUGCAAUCGGUGAUACAAGCAAACCAACAAUCCGUGAUUCAGACAGCUUCUAAUAUUCAAUCUGUGCAGUUACCAAAAGGGAAUGUUAUUCUUGUCAGCAAACCAAGCUCAGUUAUCCACACAACACAGGGAACUCUGCAAACAUUGCAGAUUAAACCUGAGCCAAAUACAUUAGUAAGCUCCCAGGGGCAAUCCUGCAGUGAUGACAGCUGUAGUGAUGAUGACAGUCCAAAAAGGAAGUAUCGGGAAAUGCUGACUCGGCGGCCAUCAUACCGGAAAAUAUUGAAUGAUCUGGGUGGAGCUGAGAUAGCUGACAAUCGCAUGGGGUCUAGACCAGGAUGCGAGAAUGAAGUGUCGCUGUCAUCCCCUUUAUCAUUUGCGCCAGUGAUCCCGGCAGGCGCGCUGCAGACGGACGGCGGGCUGCACACGCUGGCGGUGUCGGGCGGCGCGGGCGGCGGCGCCAUCGUCCAGUACGCCACCACCAACCAGGACGGACAGUUCUACGUGCCGGGUCCUAUUCUAGAAGAUCAGACUCGCAAGCGGGAACUCCGGUUAUUGAAGAACCGCGAGGCCGCCAGGGAGUGCCGGCGCAAGAAGAAAGAGUACAUCAAAUGCCUGGAGAACCGGGUCGCCGUACUCGAAAACCAAAACAAGGCUCUAAUAGAAGAGUUAAAGUCACUAAAAGAACUGUAUUGUCAGCAAAAAACAGAAUGAGGCCCAGCUGGCUAACCGGUGUGCCGCUGCCUGCUGUGAGAGCCUCGAGGAGGCACACGAGUCGGUGCGCGCUGCAUUUGGAGAGUUGCUACACUUGUGUCGGCGGCGCCGCGCUCGGCGCGCCCGUCCGACGUUUGUCCACACUUCGUGACGAGGAAUAGGAUUAAUUGUAAUAUAAAUAAAAACAUGUCGAACUGUUCAUUGUGAAUUACGUGUAAGAUCUAUUGGCUUAAUUCGAAGUAUUGUUAGAUAAUGAUAAAUGUUGGAUUUGUUAGCGACUGUUUUAUAAUUUUCUGUUGUUUUCUUUUUAAAGGAAGUCAUAUGUUUUAACAGUGAAUGUUAUUAUAAUUUUAUGAACUAUGUCAUUAUUACUCGUGGAUGAUGUGGUAACACCGUUUUAUUUUAAACGAUACCUUAAAUUUGUAUCAUUCCAAGAAUGAUGAAAACUGUUUUAAUGUUCUUAAAUUAUUUGAAGUUUCUCGGUCAAAGUCGACUUGUGUGCCAUUUUCUAAGUCGGGUGUUAAUUUAAAGACCAUAUUUUCAACUAUUUACUGACUUAAUAUUCAAUUAUUCAUUGCUAGGCAGUAUACAUACAUAAUCUUACUCGAAGUGAUAGAAGGUGGGAGUUUUCAUUAACGUCCUCUUGGAAUAAUGGUGUUAUUUUAUUUUAGGUCACUAAUCCUGUUGGUAUUUAACUUUUUAAGUACUGAUAUGAGAAGUAUGUUUGUAUAAAAGCAUAGCCUUACCAUGUAGUUUUUAUUGAAUAUGGUUUUACACACUUGCCUAUUGUUGUUAAUAUUAAAUAUUCUUAUUUACAAACAUUCAAUAGAUUGUAAUCAAAUAAUAGCUCACCAAAAAGGUAAGCUUUGAAUUAAUACGUUCACUGUCCGUGCCCCGUACAUGGUCACAGCAAGCCUCUAUUACAAAACCGUAAGGUUGACAGUUCAGUUUGGGACAGUGAACGUGUUAAGUGACAUCAAUAGCGAGUUACGUCCAUACUCUGCAUGGGAAUAAGUACAUAGUAACGACUAUUGUUUUUGUCUCUCGUAAAUAACGAAUAAAAUAAAUCUCGUCAAGUCACGACGAGGCUGUUAUAAACGACAUUGGAUGUUCAGGAGGAAGUAUAAUUUGAUAUAUUUAUUAGAUUCUACUGACAAGAGAGGUUCUCUUUCCGCCAAGCGACGUGUUUGUAAUGGUCAAGCCAAAGCUUAUAUUUAGUUUUUUGUGCAAUAGCCAUAUUGCAAUGUACAGUUACAUCUACUGUUUCUACUACUAAACGAAUAAAAAUAUAAUGAAAUGGAAAAUAAAAAUAUGUACAUUGUGUA
Molecule: messenger RNA, 2369 nt
Organism: Cydia pomonella (codling moth)
Lineage: Eukaryota; Metazoa; Arthropoda; Insecta; Lepidoptera; Tortricidae
Gene: CrebB
Product: cyclic AMP response element-binding protein B
Exons: 7
Coding region: 193-1044 (283 amino acids)
Biological process (GO): regulation of transcription by RNA polymerase II
Cellular component (GO): transcription regulator complex; nucleus
Molecular function (GO): RNA polymerase II cis-regulatory region sequence-specific DNA binding; DNA-binding transcription factor activity, RNA polymerase II-specific; protein binding
Source: RefSeq, a predicted model, not a curated record